UUAUUAUUGAUCAGCUGGGAUAUGUGUAUGUAGAUCUGCUUUUAUUAUUCGUAAAAGUUUAAUGAAGUAUUGACGGGAAAUGUUUCUUCAAAGUUGCAGAUUGCUAACGUCUUUAAGACUAGUUUUAGCCAGGAAUAUAUCGAAACGUUAUUCCCACAUGGAACGAAAGGUGAAAGUAAAUGAUAUUGAAAUUAACAUUGUCGAAAGCGGUGGAGGAGACAAAAGUGUUUUACUUCUACCGGGUGCUCUGGGAUCUAGUUGGACUGAUUUUAAGCCUCAAAUAGAACAGCUUCCUAAAUUAUUGCCAAACCACAGUAUAAUCGCAUGGGACCCUCCUGGUUAUGGCAAAUCUAUUCCCCCAAAAAGACAAUGGGGAUUGGACUUUUUUCAGAACGAUGCACUAUACGCAGUUAAUCUAAUGAAAGCACUGAAUAGAACUAAAUUUUCAAUUGUCGGAUGGAGUGAUGGCGGAAUAACUGGAUUAAUUGCUGCUGGUCGCUAUAGAGAUAAUGUAGAGAAAUUAAUAAUUUGGGGUGCUGGGGCUUAUUUGAAUGCUGACGAAGUUCAAGCUUUGCAAAACAUUCGAGACGUAAAAAAAUGGUCAGCACGAAUGCGCGAACCUAUGGAAGAAGUUUACGGUCCUGAACGAUUUGCAAAACUUUGGUCCGAAUGGGUAGAUGCGGUCGUACAGUUUUAUACAAAAUGUGAUGGAGAUUUUUGCAAACAAGAAGUUGCAUUAAUAAAAGCACCAACCUUUAUAUUACAUGGUAAAAAAGAUCCAAUGAUUGCCGCUGAACACAUUCCUUAUUUAAAAGAGCAUAUACAAGGAGUCAAAUACUUUGAAUUUCCAGAUGGCAAGCAUAAUAUACAUUUGAAAUAUGCUGACGAAUUUAACAAAAAGGUUGCUGAUUUCAUAUUAGGAAAUUAAAGUAAACAUUUGUACAUGCAUACAAAUACAUAUGAAUGUAUAUCGUCAUAUGAAAUCCAAAAAGCCCUAAGUCACAUUGAACAAAUUUUUCAGGAGAAGCAAAAAAUGAUAAAUAAACCAAAAAUGUUCAACAUUUUCUCAAGUUAAGCUUAUUUCUUAUUGACAAAUUAUUAUUUGAAGAAAAAUUUGCGGUUUUUGUUUUACUUACGGAGAUAUGAAGAAUUGAGAAUUUGUUUUUUCUGAAACCCAAAAGGGCGCAAGUUACAUUAAAAAAUAGUAAGUUUUAACAUUUUCAAAUCGGUUUUUAUUGGUCAAAUAGGCCGAAACAUGGAAGGCAUAAGGCUUCUUUAUUUUCAUAAAGAUUUUACGAAAUUGAAAUUUUUCUUUAAAAAAAUUUAAAACUUUUCGAAACGGUGAAAAAAGCGGUAUCGGUAUUUAAACUUUUUUCGGCGACGGCAUUUUAGCGGUAUCGGUGUAUUGGCUUAGUUCAGUAACGGUAUCUUUUUUUACCGUUUUUGGACAUUUAUUUCCUUUUUAGAAUUUUUAAAAGAAUAUCGUUUUUGGUAUUUAGGUUUAUUUCGGUAAUGGUGUCUUGUUAUCUCGGUACUUUUAUUUUAACGGUAACAGUAGUAGUUCUAAAAAUGUAUUUUUUAGAAUUAUAGCUUAGCGAUAAUGGUUGCCAACCUUAAUUCACAUAGUUUUGAAAACAAUGAGUGUUUAAUUGAAAUUCCGAGAGACAAUUAUAUAGGCCUAUACAACAAUGGCCUAUUUUAACUAAAAUCAAUAGGUUUCGUCAAAAGUAAAACAUGUAUCAAAUUUCAUCGAAUUAUUUUGAUUACAGACAGAUACGCAUAAAGUUUAUGACUAUCCGUGGUUUGCUUUUCUUAAUUUUUUAAUUAAACCUAAAUUUACUUUUUAAAAAAUAGCCAAUUUAAUCAGCUAUAUUUUUAUUUAUACGUUUUUUCAUUAAAUUUUCCUUCCCGAAAAAUUUCGAGGAAUUUAAGAAAUCAAACAAAUUCUUUUUGAAGAGAUCUGUCGUAUACAUAAAAAUGUUAAUAUUUUGAUGAAAAACAUUUUUCUCUUCUUGCAAACGGUUUAAUAUAAAAAUAUCCAAAUUACUGUUGUUGUGGGAUAUAAAUUAAAAUAUAUAAUAAAAGAUAUAAUAAAAUAUGUUUUACUCAACAACAAUGUGUGUAUUAAUUUAGUUGUGCUUUCAAGAUUGGCACAUAGUCAUCAUAUUGGGCCUGAUAAUAAUUACCAGCAACAGGAUCCCCCAACUUAUAAUUGGCAAUGUAAUCGCGGGUCUUUACGCUCAAACGACCCUCACGAGAUCUAAAGAAAACAAAUAGUGAUAGAUUGAUGAUAUAUUAUGGAAUUUUUAUAUACGCACUUAUUUGAAAUAAACGUAUCUGUUGAAAUUUUUUGUGUUUGUUUAAAAACGAGGAAAACAUAGCGAUGUAAGCCACUACCUUCUGGAGGUCCCGAUCCAAUGUAUUCCGCAACGACUUGUCCUUCAGAAAGUUUACAUCCCGGUAUAUUGAUCACGAGCCAAUGCAAAAUUUCUCUAUAUGUUGGCGUUUCCCGUGAUGGUGCAUCUGGAUCUACCAUUAAUAAAGUGUACAAUGAUCCCUCCUCUGCUUUCCAUGUAACUUCAGGCUGAUCUUUAACUUGCCUUGGUUGUAAUUCGUUUCCUAAGGUAACACUACUAUCACCAUAAGUCACGCGGGCAAUAGUUGCAGGCUUACUGUCAAUAAUAUCAGGUAUAAUUCCACUUGUGUCCAUUUUUUAAAUUUCUCUAUUGCACACUGUUCAUUCGAUCGCGUGUACAAUUAUAGUCACCACUCUAAAUUUAUUGUUUCAAUUUUUAUUCGAAUGCAGAUACAUAUAUACCUACAAUGUUUGUAUGUAUAUCCAAAACUAUUGGAUAUCGCACUAUGUAAAAACGUAACAACUCAAAAAAUACAUUUUCAAAAAAAAAUAUUACAAAUGUUUUUACUAUUUUUCAAAUAUGUGCAUUCUAAUUAGUUGACGCGUAAUAUUAUCUAUCAAAAUAUAUGAAUACAAAUUUAUUUUUAAUGUACUUACCAUAAACUAAAUAUCAAUAGAAGAACAAUAACAUAAUAAUGAAAGCUUUGAAAGUUUGAUGUUAAUUUUUGUAAUUCUUAAAGAAUUUUUAACAAAAAUAUCUGGGACAAUAUGACGGAUUUCAUAUGACGAUAUGUAAAUAUGAAAUCCAAAAAGCCCUAAGAUACAAGUUAAGCUUAUUUUUUAUUGGGAAAUUAGCAUUUCUUUACAUUAAAAAAUAGUAAAUUACAACAUUUUUAACUAAAUUAAAAUCGGUUUUCGUUGGUCAAAUACGCCGAAACAUGGAAAGCAUAAGGCUUCUUUGUUUUCAUAAAGAUUUUCGGAAAUUGGAUUUUUUUUUAAUUCUAAAGCUGUUAAAAAAAUCUAUAAAUCGCAAGAUUUCGCUAAAAGUGACAUUUUUGUUUUAUUUGAUGCCAACUUAUAACACUUUACAAUUUUGAAGUUAAAAACUCAAAAGAUUUUUAAAAUUUUUAUGAAUUUUAAGAUAUUUUUAGAACAUAAUCUUUUAGAAUUUCGAAGAUAGCUUAGGGCCUUUUGGAUUUCAUAUGACGAUAUGUAGCAGAGACUAA
This is a messenger RNA of Lucilia sericata (common green bottle fly), 3582 nucleotides long. RefSeq names its product valacyclovir hydrolase. Lineage: Eukaryota; Metazoa; Arthropoda; Insecta; Diptera; Calliphoridae. The record is from RefSeq and is a predicted model, not a curated record. The transcript has 2 exons. The coding region runs from base 80 to 928 and encodes 282 amino acids.